Daucus carota subsp. sativus is the source of this 1447-nucleotide messenger RNA. Its product is annotated as serine/threonine-protein phosphatase PP2A-2 catalytic subunit-like. Lineage: Eukaryota; Viridiplantae; Streptophyta; Magnoliopsida; Apiales; Apiaceae. Gene Ontology annotation, biological process: mitotic cell cycle. Gene Ontology annotation, cellular component: nucleus; cytosol. Bases 189 to 1124 code for a protein of 311 amino acids. Gene Ontology annotation, molecular function: protein serine/threonine phosphatase activity. The transcript has 11 exons. The record is from RefSeq and is a predicted model, not a curated record.
GGACUAGAAAAUAGAAAAAUGAAAUAAACGAAAAAACGGGAGGGGUUUCUCUCUCUAGCUGCACACACACAGCUUUCAAUCAUUUUUGAGGUAUUUUACAUAUAUCCAUACAUACAUAUAAAUAAAUCUAUACAUAUAUCGACAAAUCCAAAACACACACUAGCAAAAGAGAUAUACAACGAGAGGAGAUGAAUGCGGAUCUGGCGUCGUCGAACGCCAAUCUCGAUGAACAGAUUUCGCAGCUUAUGCAGUGCAAGCCUCUCUCCGAGCCUCAGGUGAGGGCAUUAUGUGACAAGGCUAAAGAGAUCUUAAUGAAAGAAAGCAAUGUUCAGCCUGUUAAAAGUCCUGUGACCAUAUGUGGGGACAUUCAUGGGCAGUUUCAUGAUCUUGCUGAGCUUUUUCGCAUCGGAGGAAAGUGCCCAGAUACAAAUUACCUUUUUAUGGGAGAUUAUGUCGAUCGUGGAUAUUAUUCAGUUGAAACUGUCACGCUUCUAGUGGCUCUGAAAGUGCGUUAUCAUCAACGAAUCACAAUUCUGAGAGGGAAUCAUGAGAGUCGACAGAUCACACAAGUAUACGGGUUCUAUGAUGAAUGUCUGCGGAAGUAUGGCAAUGCUAAUGUUUGGAAGAUAUUCACGGAUCUUUUUGAUUAUCUUCCACUUACUGCUCUGGUUGAAUCAGAAAUAUUUUGUCUACAUGGAGGACUGUCACCUUCCAUUGAAACACUUGAUAAUAUCCGAAAGUUCGACCGUGUUCAAGAAGUUCCACAUGAAGGCCCAAUGUGUGAUCUCUUGUGGUCUGACCCAGAUGAUCGCUGUGGUUGGGGUAUAUCUCCCCGUGGUGCUGGAUAUACUUUUGGCCAAGAUAUAUCUGAGCAGUUUAAUCAGACCAACAGUCUGAAGCUUAUUGCUAGAGCUCAUCAGCUGGUCAUGGAAGGAUUUAACUGGGGACAUGAGCAAAAGGUGGUUACUAUAUUUAGUGCACCAAAUUAUUGUUAUCGUUGCGGAAACAUGGCAUCAAUAUUGGAGGUUGAUGACUGCAAUGGCCAUACGUUUAUUCAGUUUGAUCCAGCUCCGAGGAGAGGAGAACCUGAUGUAACCCGAAGAACACCAGAUUACUUCUUAUAAACCAAGUUGGUAAAGCUUCAAAGGAUGUUGGUGUCUGCAUGCUAGCUGGAAUAAGUGGUGGCAGGGCAUCUGUAAAAGAAAUUAAAGAUUGCAAGUUGUGUAGCUUUUGAAUCUUGGUUUGCAGACUCGAGAGGUCUAAGAACAUAAGAAGAGUGAAUGAAGUAUCAGAUAAUUUUUAAUUUAAUGUAAGCUAUAGGCUUUUAGUACUGAGGCAACUGUAGCUGGCAAGGCAGUUAUGUAAAAUUUUAAAGACAAUUUCAUAAUAUGUAUCUUUCCUUGAAUUUUGUUUUUGUUUUUCAUUAUAAUAUCUUUUUAUUAUUUCA